Hypoxylon trugodes is the source of this 1717-nucleotide messenger RNA. RefSeq names its product tannase and feruloyl esterase-domain-containing protein. The transcript has 2 exons. Bases 293 to 1531 code for a protein of 412 amino acids. The record is from RefSeq and is a predicted model, not a curated record. Lineage: Eukaryota; Fungi; Ascomycota; Sordariomycetes; Xylariales; Hypoxylaceae.
UCACUUCGGCGAAUCUACCAAGGUAGCGGGGGAUGUUACCGAAGGACCUUAACGUCUUCUUAGCGCCGGAUCCUAACACAAGCCGUGCUAGAAAUAACCUAUACGAAAAGCGUACCUAGUCGUCAGCUGACGGAGGAAUGUAGGUGGACAGGAAGCUCGCUUUCAGGACCCCAAUGUUCAAGCUCUUAUAGCCUACCAGUUAACUUAUAAGUAUGACAGCUCCUUCAGGUUGGAGUUAUGUCGGUUAUUGGUAGGGCCGUGUUAUUAAAUUACUUUUAGCCGAAUUAUCCAAAUGGCCAUCUUAACAGUCCCAGUCUUCUGGGCCCUGAUAAGCCUUUUUACAUGCUCAGUUUAUAGUGUUCCGUCUGCAAAGCAACCUCGCCAAUCUGCGGGGUGUACUGCAGAUUACUUUAACAGCAUCAUUCCUACUGGCGCCUCGAUCGAAUCGGUGCAGCAUAUCACCUCGGGGUCUUUCUCGGAGAGCGGGGACAUAGGUUAUCCGUCGAUCGCCUCCGGGCUUCCACCUCUUUGUGCGGUUAUCGUUAAGAAUGAGACGGAAAAUUUCCGCUUCGGAUUAUUUCUCCCAGAUAAUUGGAACUCGAAGCUUCUUGUCGUAGGGAGUUAUUCAUUCCUCGGUGGAAUAAACUGGCUCGACAUGGGGCCAGGAGCACAAUUUGGUAUGGCUAGCCUGUCAACUGAUACGGGACAUAGCUCUGGCCAAGGGGACUUGACAUGGCCAACUACCGAUCAGCUUAGGGUUAACUGGGCCUGGCAGGCCUUGGAGGGCUCUAUCAUCCUUGGCAAGUCGCUCAUCCAAAGCUUCUACAACGACAAGUCUAUCGCCUAUUCGUACUUCAGCGGUUGUUCGACUGGUGGUCGUCAGGGACUUAAGCAAAUCCAGAGAAACCCAUAUUUUUUUGAUGGGGCUCUCAUUGGAGCUCCUGCGUGGGACACGAUGGGCUUGAUGCCUUGGAUUUCGGCCCAAGCGACAUGGAACCUUCCAGAGGAUGCUCCGGGUAGCAUCAGCGACGUCAACCUGUUCUCGCGCCUCCAGCAGGAAGUAUUGAAACAGUGUGACUCUCUUGAUGGGGUGCAAGACAACAUAAUUAGCUCGCCGGCAGCUUGCAGAGCCAAUUUCGACAUUAAUCAGAUUAACUGCGACGUGACGACGAAUAAGACGUAUUGCUGGACUCAGGCGCAAAUCGAUACGGCGCAGAAGAUAUAUAGCGAUUAUGUCACCUCGACUGGGAACUUCGUGUAUAAGGGAGCGGAGUACGGUUCUGAAGACACGUGGUCGACUUUCCUCUUUCCUGCCGACAGCCCAACCAGUACGAGUAAUGUAAGGCGGGUAUUCGAUGCGGAAUACGAACGAACAUUUAUGGGCUACGGCGCCGAUUGGCAGAUAACUUCAUACAACGACUCGGUGGUCUACGAUGCCAGGACACGCGAUCAAAACUCGGUGCAGGCUACCGCGGAUAAGUAUGACCUUGGUAGUUUCAGGAACAAGGGGAAAAUAAGUACGUACAAUUAAAAUAGCCUUUCUCUUAAACCAUGAUACAGUUCUCGACAUUGUGGUCGCUCACAACCUGCAAUGGCUAACAUCUUGUACUGCAGUCAUGUAUGCAGGUCUCGCAGAUGCCGUGGUGCCUGUGCAACAUACGGACCUGUACUAUAAUAGAACGGUCGAUGCUAUGGGGAACAUUGACGACUUCUUUCG